CCAUGCAAAUAAGUUAGUUGAUGUUGAUUGGAACUGAUUUCGAGAAAGCCGCCUCUAUAGCUACUUAGUAGAUAGUAUUUCAGCAUGGCUUCCAGUCUGACAAGGAUUUCUGGUUCUGCAAUCCGUUCUCGUAGGUCUUUCGGACGAUGGCAAACCUUUUCCAAUCUGAGCAACAGACAGAGAUUUCAUCAAUUUGGAGCUGUUUCCAGCAAUGCGUGUCGAUAUUGCGUUCCAAUAAUAUCCACCAUCAUAUCUGAUCAUCAUCACAGUUCACUUCGGCUAUUGUCGACGGAAACAAGCAGGGCAAAUGAUGACGAGGAUGAGGUAUCAUUGGAAGGCCGCGAGAUCAGCAGCACUAUGGACAACUGGGAAGAAUCCACAACAACCAGCUCUCCUCGAGACACUCUGAACAAUACGGCCAUUCGGGAAAUACGGGGACGCAUACUCAACCACAGCAGAAUGAACAGUUUUGAUGGCGCCUAUAAAUCCAACGCAUUAUUGGAUGAUCUCAUUGAAGAAUCGAUUCGGACGGGCCGUCAGCUGGUGAAUAUUUCCAUAUACAACAAUGUUCUGGAUGCGUGGUCCCGUUGUGGUCGGAAAGGUUGCGGAAAAGCCCUCAAGCUGCUAGAAGCCAUGCAUCAGAGACAUCAGCAACAUCCGACAUGCUGUCCAAGUCCCAAUACUGUCAGUUAUCAUUCCGUAUUGAACGCAUGCGCUCGUAGUGCUGCCAUGGGGCAUCCAGAAGCGGCACUGACGGCGGAAAAGCUCAUUAAAGAAAUGGAACAGCACAGUUCCGACCAUCCAGAGGGUGACAUUCAUCCCGUCACACAGUCCUACUCCACCGUCAUUCUGACUCAAGCCAAUCAAGCACACGAAGUGUACGGUGCGGCCGGGGCUGCCGAAGAUUGGCUCCAUUAUCUAUCCAAACUCAACACCGAAGGUGGACCCAGUGUCGAUACCCACUGUUUCAAUCACGUCUUGAAGGCAUGGAAAAUGUGCCCCGAAGACAAGGGGGCUGACAGAGCCUUGGAAGUUCUCAACUUGAUGAUGAAACUAUUUCGCAAUGGACAUCACGAAACGGUAGCACCGGAUGAAAUCAGCUUUGGACAUGUCAUUGACGCCUUUUGUCAGAGAAACCGACCGGACGAAGCAGAGGGAGUGUUGAAGAUGGCAUUGGCCUUCUUUCUCGACGAUGACACUGUGAAGCGUUUUCUGCUGGACAGACAAUUCAACUUGACAACUUGCUUCAAUAUCGUCAUUAGUGGAUGGGCCAAGUCUGAAGAGAGUGACGCGCCAGAACGAGCCACUGCUCUGCUCAUGGACAUGAAAGCCCUUUCCCAAGAGACGGACCAUGUUCUUACAGAACCAGAUGUCAUUACGCACACAGCGUGUAUCGAAGCCAUUGCCAGAAGUGGACGGGAAGAUGCUCCGGAAAUGGUAGAAGCCAAGGUGUUUAGCAUGCUGGAACAGCAUCGAAGGCACGGCAGUCGCACAGUACCCCCCAAUGCAGCAACAUUUGAUUGUGCCAUUCGAACGUGGUACCACCGAACGGGGAAACCAAAUCGCGCCCCACGAAUGGAGGCUCUCCUGAAUAAAUCCAUUGAAUUGGCACAACGACACAAUGAUGCAACGUUGGUGCCAAAACCACGAACUGUCAACAUGUGUAUUGGCGCUUGGGGCGAGACAAGUGUCAGUAAGGCCCUUGAUUUGCUCAAUCGGAUGGAGGUUGUGCCUUGUGUGAACCAUGCCAGUUACCUUCUAUUCCUCGAAAGGUUGCUGAGAGAUACUACAGACGACACCACUGCAGAGAAGCAAGAAAAAGCGUUUGCAGCAGCGAUCGUGUUGGAAAAGUUUCAAACGCAAGUGAUUCACCGGGGCAUUAUGAAAUGGCCCGCUGAUCCUUUGAAGCUAUACAAUCGAACCCUGUUUGCCUUGGCGAAAGUGGGGACUGGUGACGCUGCAGAUCGAGCAUUUAGUCUCCUUGAAGGGAUGGAGAGGAACGUGAAGCAAAGUGCAAGGCCGAACGUUGCAUCAUAUACCGCCACCAUUAGAGCUUUGUCCAAGCGGCCUAACAAAGCUCGCACACAGAAAGCGCUUCUGAUUUUUGAACACAUGUGGAAGUUGCAUCAUGACAAAAAAAUUAAACUCGACACUACUGCAUUCCUAGCAAUGAUGAGCUACCUUGCCAAUGUGAAGGAAAGAUGGGCGGCGGAUCGAGCAUAUGAUCUUUUGGGGAAUUUGAGUCAAAUGCAUGCUAAGAGCCGUGAUCACAAGAAGCUCUUGCCCAACUACAGAUGCUACGACAAGUGUCUUCAAGCUUUGGCACGUUGCGAAGACCUGGCGUCGUUGCAAAGCUCGGUGAAGAUGCUGCAACAUUUUGUAGAAGAAUUCCGUGAAACAAGGUCAUAUGAUCUUCCUUCUGAAGCCGGCAUAAACACAGUUAUCACAUUCUGUAACCAACAUGGCGGCGACGAAGGCAAGAGAUUGGCAGAACAAGCAACAACAAUCAAAGAGGAGCUACGACAUGAAGGCAAUUUGCACUCAUUUCAAAGUCAUUCAUUUGACGCCAACUGAUAAUUCGAAGAGUAGACUAAGCUAAUACUUGCGAUGCUCGACU
Seminavis robusta is the source of this 2617-nucleotide messenger RNA. Lineage: Eukaryota; Bacillariophyta; Bacillariophyceae; Naviculales; Naviculaceae. The record is from the annotation of a GenBank genome assembly.